AUGGACGAGACAGUUAUACCCGACUCCCAGCACGACACCGAACUCGCGCGCAUCCGCUCCCAAAUCCAAGCCCUCCGCACCCGUCGCUCCCUCCUCCAAACCACCCUCCUUUCCUCCCCUCAUACCCUCACCCGCCUCAACCGCGCAAAAGCCACCCAACACGCCCCUCCCCCAGCCCUCACCGACGCGCUCAAAACCGUCCAAUCCCACCACCGCCUCCUGCAACAAACCUCCCACCGCCUCGCCGCCGGCGCAACCGCCUUCCUCGUCCAGGACCCGGACCCCGCAGCCGCCGGCAUCGACAGCGGACGCGUGCUGGGCGUGCGCAUCGAAGCCAGCGUCCGCGGCCGGUUUGCCGACCCUUACUUCCUGCUGCUGCAUCGGCCGUGGCAGGGCUCGGCGGCACUGAGGGUGCACAAGCAUACUAUUCCGCCGUGUGUACCGCUGCCUGCGCUGCUGGCGCGGUGGCUCCCCGCGCCGCUGGAGAAGGAUAAGGAAGGUGCGGGGAAGAGGCAGCGGGGGCGGAGGCAGGAUCUUGGCCGCUUGGUUAGGGAGAUUAGGAGGGAGGUGUUGAGUCUGCACCUCCGGCUUGCGGCUGUCGAGACCUUGCGGCGGGAAGUUGGGUUGGCGCCUUCUGAGCCCGCUGCAGCGGCGGUCAUGGAGGCGACGGAGGAAGAGGAUGAUGCCAUUGAUGAGGAACAAGGCGUGGAGCAGCCACCGCGCAGGUCUGACGCUCAUGUACCAGCGAAGGGCGGAAUAGAGGACAUCAAGGCCCUAGAUCCCAGCGUGCGCGAAGUAGAAAUUACUUGGGCGGAUGGGAGGAUAGCGAGGAUGAAGAUUGCGCGGGAUGGCAGGAUCGAGGGCGCUGUUGUCAGGGAGCAUGGAGAGGGCAUGAGGGGGAGGAGGAACCGAGAUGUUGAGAAGAUGAUUCUGGGAGGGGAUGGAAGAGUUGAGGGGGUCGUGAGACGGCUGCUAGCAAAUGAGGGCGGAGGAGGGAGUUGA
Messenger RNA from Coniosporium apollinis CBS 100218, 1002 nucleotides. RefSeq lists its product as uncharacterized. The record is from RefSeq and is a predicted model, not a curated record. The coding region runs from base 1 to 1002 and encodes 333 amino acids. Lineage: Eukaryota; Fungi; Ascomycota; Dothideomycetes. The transcript has 2 exons. Gene Ontology annotation, cellular component: Mis6-Sim4 complex; kinetochore.